GUUCACUAAUACGUGGUAGCCAGGAGAAUUGGUAGAUAAAUAAGCAGCUGUCUAGCAUUUCAUUCAGUAUUUAUUCCUCGUCCACCUUUGGUUCACUGGCUGACAUUUUCUAAAAUGGCUUACAAACUGUAUUAUUACGACAUUCGGGGUGCUGCAGAGCCGAUUAGGAUGAUUCUGUCGUACGGUGGCGUCCAAUUUGAGGACAUUCGUGCCCCCAUGUUCCCACUCCCACCCAAGUUGCCCAAGGAAAUUAAGGAAAAAACGACAUGGGGGACAAUUCCACUGAUGGAGUUUGAGGGAAAAAAAUUAAACCAGUCGCUUACAAUUAGUCGCUACUUUGCCAAAAAAUUUCACCUUGCGGGAUCCAACGACUUUGAAGCGGGUCUAUGUGACGAGUACGUGGACACGGUGAUCGACUAUAUAAAACGUAAGGAGCAAUUGUAAUUAACAAAUUUACCGAAAUAUUCUGUCUUGUUGCCAAAUUCAUGCAGAUACAUAAAUAACAUGACACAACGAUACAAUUUCGAAUUAUGUAAAAAAAAUUGUUGCAUACAUGCGUUAUCAAUUUCCGUGGUGAAAAUAAUAUCGCUUUUCCCUAACAUAUACUUGCCCUAAAA
Messenger RNA from Folsomia candida, 617 nucleotides. RefSeq names its product glutathione S-transferase. NCBI's taxonomy places the organism in Eukaryota, Metazoa, Arthropoda, Collembola, Entomobryomorpha, Isotomidae. Gene Ontology annotation, molecular function: glutathione transferase activity. Bases 115 to 444 code for a protein of 109 amino acids. The record is from RefSeq and is a predicted model, not a curated record. Gene Ontology annotation, biological process: glutathione metabolic process. The transcript has 2 exons.